UUAAAAUUGUGACAAUUAGCGUUACUUCAAAACGUAGGUCGUAUGGCCGCAAUUCAAAGCAAGCACAUUUUCAUAACCGUGCGCACGCUCUUUGGUGCAUUUUGGCACGUUUUUUCAAGACUGUGUGUGUGACAUGAUGACGCUGUGCGCGUGACGCUGUCACGGCAUCCUUCGCACGUGCCCCCAGAAAGUGAGUUUGUCGGUUUGUUGCUCGCUGUUUCUCUCAUCAUGUUAUGCUGUUGUGAGUUGUUGGUCGAUCCACUUUUCCCCGUUUUUUCGAUGACAGCGCUUUAGAGUUUUAUUUGAAAAAUUCCUAAACUCUUCACAGCUUUUGUCGCGCUGAUUAACUUGGAAUUUCAGGUUAUCCUUGGAGACAUCCGACGAAGUUGUUUUUGAAAUCAGGGUUCCAGUUUAAAUUAUGAUUAGUUCUGAAGGGGCCGUUAUGUCAAGGAAUGAUAUGGUGACGCUUGAGAGCAUAAUACAGAAAGGCAGCGUGGGAACGGAUCAUAAGCAGCUUCAGAGUGCUAUACUGCAACUGAUGAAAAAUAACAGCAGUGCAGAUGAGGACACCUCAGUCAAUCGCAGCACAGAUGAACAGGGUGUUGAAUCGGCAAAGACAAGACACGUAGAAUCAAGUCUUGAACAUGCCAGUGGUGAUGUGAGGGUACAUAAUCCUAACCAAAUGGUGUAUCGACGCAGUCAUUCCUACCCUGAGUUGUCACAUUUUCUCACUGCUUCAGAGUCGGAUGUAAAUGAUGAUGAUGUCUUUCUUCCUUCCCACAUCAAAACAAGAACAAUGUCAACAAGGGAGCUGAACCGCUGGAGACUGACCCUGUUUUCAGUGUUUGUUGGUCGUCUUCCAUAUGAUAUUACAAAGAGGGAACUAGCCCAACUGUUUGAUCAAAUUGGACCUGUUCAAGAUCUGCACAUAGCUCCACGAGAAGGUUCAAUGAGCUAUACGUAUGGGUUUGUACGCUUUUUGACACUAGAGGAGGCAAAUGAGGCUGUGACACAACUACAUGGCAGAGUUCUUGGUAACAGACACAUUACUGUGGAACUAUCCCAAGAGACUCGAAGAGUGCAUGGUACAUCUGCUGACGAGCUGCCAAAUAAUAGACGAGAUAAACUUAUAAGAAGGGAGUACCCCUCAGUACGUCAUUUAGAUGGAAACAGUGAAGAAGCUGCCAUCCAGCAGAAAUUACUCCACUCCACUGCACAGCUGAAGGCAUGCUAUGAACAACAAGACUCUAAUGGAACAGCCUUGUUGAGCAAAUUAGAAAACAUUUUGAAAAAGGUCCGUUGUGUUCCCGGAGAAACCCUUGGUACCCCAGUUGCUGAUGAAGGAAAAUUUUGUGUUUUCCCCAGAAUAACAAGAGCUGGACACCUGAAUGCACAACUGCAACCAACUGUACAAGCUGCCACCUUGCUGCAUUCACACAAUGGUCCAUCAGUAAGCUUUUCACCUGUGCACACGAAGCCUGUAGUCACAUCUACACCCUACUCUGGGUCUGAUCUCAGCUCGCCAAAUGAAAAUAAUGGACAGCAAAUAACCUUGCCCCAUUCUAACACUAUAUCAGGGGUCCCCUCGCAUCAUUCCUACCCUGGAUCUGCAAUGAUUCCACCCCAUGGUCACACUGCGUUGACAGUCACCUCACCCCACGUAGAGAAUGGACCACAAGACACCUUACCCCAUAGAAAUAGUGGACCCCAAGUCACCCCACCCUAUGGCCACACUGCGCCUGUACUCACCUUACCCCAUGCAGAUAACGGGCCACAAGCCACUCCAUCCUAUGGGCACUCUGGAUCUGUACUCACCUUAUCCCAUGCAGAUAACGGGCCAAAAGCCACUCCACCCUAUGGGCACUCUGGAUCUGUACUCACCUUACCCCAUGCAGAUAACGGGCCAAAAGCCACUCCACCCCAUGGUCACACUGCGUUGACAGUCACCUCACCCCACGUAGAGAAUGGACCACAAGACACCUUACCCCAUAGAAAUAGUGGACCCCAAGUCACCCCACCCUAUGGGCACACUGCGCCUGUACUCACCUCACCCCAUGCAGAUAACGGACCACAAACCACUCCACCCGAUGGGCACUCUGGAUCUGUACUCACCUUACCCCAUGCAGAUAACGGACCACAAGUCUCCCCACUCCGUUCUAACACUGGAUCGAUGCUCCCCUCGGAUUAUGCUAACUCUCUGUCUGGACUGUCCUCGACCCAAAGCCACACUGCCCCGUCAGUCCUCUCACCCCAUGCAGAUAAUGGACAGCAAAUCACCCCACGCCAUGAGCACACCAGGUCUCCACUCAACUCGCCACAUGCAGACGCUGGACCACAAGUCACAUCACCUCAUGCUAACACUGUGCCAGUGGUCCCUUCCCAUUGUACCUACUCUGGGUCUGGACUCACUUUGCACCACAAAGAUAAUGGACCGCAAGUCACUACGCCUGACGCAGACAAAGGGCCCAAAAUCACCUUGCCCCAUGGUUACACUGAGCCUGCACUCGCCCAGGAUCAUACAUACUCUGGUUCCGGACUCUGCUCCCCUCAUGCAGUUAAUGGACCGCAUGUCACCUUAACCCAUGCUAACACUGUUCCAGUGGUCCCAUCCCAUCAAACCUACUCUGGUUCUGGACUCACCUCACCCAACGCAAUUAAUGGACCGCAAAUCACCUCCCCCAAUGAUUACAAUGAGUCGGUGGUCCACCAGCAACAUGCAGCCAAUGGGCGGGCAGUCACAUCACUGCACCCUUACUCUGGACCAGGAGCGCCACUUCCCCAUUCCGAAACAGCAGUAGCAUCACUCAAUAACCACAAUAGGUCGACAGUCACACCCUACCAUGAGCACAGCGGACCGGCAGUCACCUUGCCACAAAACUACACCACGACAGAGGCCACAAAACCCUAUUCUUACACUGGGUCGGCGGUCACAUUAUCACAUCAUUACACUGAGACGACAGUCACAUCACGGAAUGCUCACAUUGUGAUGCCACCCACCUUAGCUGAUGGCCAUAUUGGGCUUGCAGUUACAACUCCAACUGCACAAACUCGGUCGGCGAUCACCUCGCCUCAUGCUUACACUGUGUCAUCAGUCACUGCGCCGGCAGCCACAUCACCUAAUGGCUUCAGUGGUCCUGAAGUCAACUCGCCGAAUGCAAACACUGGACUAAAAAGUAUAUCACCCCAUGCUGAGUUUGGCCCAGCCAUCACCCCGACACAUGCAGACAAUUUGUUGACAAUCAACUUGCCUAGUGCUAAAUCUGGGCCGGAGAUAACAUCUCCACAAGCAUCCUCUAUUCUAACAGUCACUUCGACAAUGCCCAGACUGCCAGUGCCAAGUGAGAUGGUAGAGGCUAGAAGUUUACGGCUCGCCGCAACAGCGACCGGACCCUUGAUGUCAGGUGUGUCAGCGAAUAGUUCCCCUCAGAGUGAUGUGCAUGAAGAGAAGGUGAAGAAUCUCUCGGAGGAUAAACCAAGUGCAACAUCACAUAGGAACAGCCAGGGUGAUAAGGUACCUGCAGGCUUCGGACGUGGCGGAAGAGUAAGCCCCCCUGUAGAUAUUUAUCGACCAGUAAAACAGUUCGGCAGAGGCUCCUCCUUAAAUGCUUUACUGCUCACACAAAGGCGUAAAAAUCCCAACAACCCUAUAUAUCCUGAGUCCAGCAUAAAUGGGUCAGCUACCCCCGCCUUGUGUUCCCCUUGCAACAAGCAAAGCGAAGAAAACACUAACUUGAACUUAUGCCCAGCCUCGAACCCUAGAGGGAAAGGUACUGCUGUAAGACCGCCUUUACUCAAUAUACAGAACAGUGGCAAAACCAGCGAUCUUCCAGGCUCAACCACCGUACCGAGUCCCGUUCUCAAUGACAACAAGGCAGAGAGUGAGGCAAGGCAACCGAAAUGUAUGGGCCGUGGUAUGAAUAGGACCAAUAUUCUUCUAGAGAACUCACGACCUAGAAUGGAAAGUUAUACACUUCAGAGCACCUCAGAGCCUGGAAAAGCUGGAGCGCCAAUGAAUACCGUAAACCUGCAAAGUACGCCAAGUACUGGAGGUCAAAAGCUCCAUGGGCACCCUAGGAGUAUGAAUGUUUCUCCGCAGCCAUUACUCCCACAAGUACAUUUGAUGAACGCAACUUACCCAUUAGGAACGCCAGCACUUAACAACUCACAGUUAGCACGCAUUCGCCUUGGUUUAGCCAUAUUGAGCCAACAACAGAUGAUGCUCGGAGGGUAUGGACAGAACACCGGCCAAAGCGUCGUGGAAAAUGCUGCUAUUGGAAUCGAGACUUCACAAGACGGGGAUUUAGGUGCGUCACCAGUGUUAGAGGCAUCUGAGCUUGAAGCUUAUUUAAAGAGUUUCUACGAAGAUGCAAUCAAGGCUGGAUUUGUCAAAUCUGAGAAGACAACUAAAGAUUUAAGCUUUGGGAACUUGACGGGGGGGAAACCUGUGAGUGAAGGUGAAACCAUGGUUACGCCAGUAAGCAAAGAGGACGGCCAUUUUCAGGACACUCUUGCAUCUCCAGUCCCCUCCAAGGAACUUGGGAAUGCCGGCAACAGCCAUGCUCUGCAAUUGGAGGCUACCACAGUAAGAAAAACCACAUAUGCUGAGAACGGUGGCAAUGUCAAAAUGGAUACAGCAAAUGCUGAGAAAAGUGGCAAUUUCAAAAUGGAUACAGCAAAGUCAGAGAUCGGUGGCAAUUUCAAAAUGGAUACAGCAAAUGCAGAGAACGGUGUCGAUGUUUUAAAAACUAGUGCGAGCAUGGUUUUCAAUAAUGAACAGUUCUCUGCGACUUCACAAAUUAAGGGCACAGAGAAGGAUACAAGGAGAAUCCAUAUUCCAAACAAGGUGGAGUCUCCAGAGAAUGACUUAACAAAUGCAGUGAAUACCCAUAUAUUAAACAAUGCUGAUGCUUCAAUAAGAGACACAGCAGAAACAGUAACAGAUACACCAAUAAAAGAUACAGCAAUCGCUAAAAAGGGUAAAGCCCACGACUUUGUUGGCUCCCAGGACACUGUAAACUCAGACCUCUUAUAUAUACUCCAGCCUGCAGCCGACCAAGCUAGAAACGUUGUAGAUACAGGGGACUUAAAUAGACUACAUAAUGUGGCUUCCCAAGCUAUAGACUUGAUAAACGCUGAGAAUGUGGGCUUUACUAACGCUGUGGCUACUCUUAAUAGGAUCAAAGAUAACACAGAUGACUUCAAUGGGCUUCAGACUAUAGUUAUCCAAGCUAGGGACUCAGAAAAGGUUGAAUUAACCGACUCUUUAGCCUCACAAGCUGGUGAAUUCGCAAUCACAGAAAAAGUGCACAUAAACUCCGUUGCUCCUUCAGCUAGGACCAGAGUAAUAACAGAGGAAUAUAAGUUACCCAGCUCUAUGGUUAACAAAGGUAGAGGCUCAGAAAGUACAGACAAAGAGAAAAUGGCAGACCGUAGAGUUGCAUUAGAUUCUGCAGACGUCUUACCUGCUAAACCUAUGAGCGCAGUCAAGCCUGUUUUCAAUGUGGACAGCGAUGACAUCAGCCAUUCCGUGGAUAACUCCUCUAACAAGAAGCCAGGCAUAUAUGAUGAGAUUUAUCCUUCCAUAAAGAAAAGGUCUUCACAAGAUGAGUCGCUUGUCAAAAUGAAGACUGCUCUACGGAGCCUUCUGGAGGAUAACCAGCGACUUGAAAGAACUUUACCCAAACGCCGCAUUGAACCCGGAGCUGGUGGAAUGUACCCCAACGAAGAGAAGAGGAGACUAGAAGAAGCCAUUCACAAGUGCCAAGUCGAUUACCAGCGUGAAGUCGAAAUUAUCUUCACAAGAAAUGCAGAGUUUGACUUACUGUGUGAGCGAGAGAAGCUUGCGGCUGGCUACGAUUCCACUGUUGUAAGCGAGAUACAAACAGAACUGGAACUAAAUCUGCUUAACAACGAGAUUAAACUUGCAGCCAUGGAAAACCAUCUGUUGAAUCUGCACCACCAGCUGUACCGCAUGCAGUAGCGAGUAAGACUGUCGACGUAUUUCACACAACUAAUCAAUAGCUGAUGCACUACCCAGUGAAGGGGACCACGUGAUUGUAUCAGAAACCACUAGACUAUCCAAUGCUUUGAGUGGCUAAGUGGACCACGUGAUUGUAUCUAGACUACCUAGUGCUGAUUGUGGCUCUAAAUGACCCACGUGGUUGUAACAAAAACCGCAAAACUAACCAGUAUUUUGAGUGGCUAUUAAUGGACCACGUGAUUGUAACAAAAACCGCUAAAUUAACCAGUGUGUUGAGUUGUUAUAAAUGGACCACGUGACUGUAUCAAGAGCUACUAGCCUACUCAGUGCUAUGAGUGGCUUUAAAUAGACCACGUGAUUUUAUCAGGAGCUUCUAAGCCCACCAAGUGCAAAUGGCGUCUAUUGAUUGACACGUGCCGGUAACAGGGGCUAGACUUCCAUGUUUUAAGCCAAAUGGUAUCUUUAAAUGGACCACGUGACUGUAUCGGCCGCUACUCCAGAUCCUAGUCGGAACUGCUAAGCUUAACAUCGAUUGUUAUUUUGAAAGUAAAAGACCUUAUUGUUAUCGUGAGCAGCGCCAAACUUGUCAGACCUUUGCUUAAAGUAUUCAAUAAAGAGGGGGACCUGAGUAAGGACAUUAGGACUACGAAAUCAGAAUGUGUAGUCCCAGAAAAUAUCCAUACCCCCCCCCCCCCCCACCUCUCUGGAAUUUCCAGCCCCCUGGAAAAAAAAAUAAAUACAGUUAGUGUUAAGGAAAAAGGGCAUUUUACCCCCCCCCCCUCCCCUCUGGAAAUUCCAGGGCGUUUGAACCCCCACCCCCCACCCCCCCCCCCCCGAAAUUUCCAAUCCUCCCCUUCAUGUUGGGGUAUGGAUAUUUUCUCUGGAACUACACAUUAUUACUCUAUCUAAAGAUUCUUCAGGACUACAUUUUUCUCUUGUUAAACUGUUCUGAUGUUCUCAUACAAAAUUAAAGAUCCCUCAAUUAAACCAUAGUUGAUUAAACGUUCCUUAUAUCGAUAUGACGUUGUUUUCUUAGUGCCCUUUGUUAGUGUGGCUUGGUUUUUAAUGCCGAAGACACAAUUCUUUAUACACGGAGCGUUCAAUUAUAUUGUUAUUCAUCUACUUAAACUCAACACUACUUGUGGCAGCGGUUAUAAAAAGGACACAGUGCUUUCACAAUAUACGUCCAUUAUUUUUUUGUAUGUUGGAACAUGUCCCGUUAUGAAUCAUUUUUGUUAUACUCUGGAAUACUGGAGAAAGUUAUGUAUACUGAAAUAUAAAAAAAUAUAUUAAAUUAUGUUUCUGUUGAACCGCCGUUGCGGUAUUAUGGGUAAAAUCGAAAAUGUUAAAAUUUGUUUAUUGAUACCUUGAAAUGAGUUACGUCUGUAAAACCAUACUUAAGGUGAAUAAAAAGGUUUGAAGAUACUGUUAAGAGAAAA
Nematostella vectensis (starlet sea anemone) is the source of this 7419-nucleotide messenger RNA. RefSeq lists its product as uncharacterized. The transcript is spliced from 14 exons. Gene Ontology annotation, molecular function: mRNA binding. NCBI's taxonomy places the organism in Eukaryota, Metazoa, Cnidaria, Anthozoa, Actiniaria, Edwardsiidae. Bases 419 to 5980 code for a protein of 1853 amino acids. The record is from RefSeq and is a predicted model, not a curated record. Gene Ontology annotation, cellular component: cytosol.